Messenger RNA from Oenanthe melanoleuca, 357 nucleotides. It is a transcript of the gene COPE, whose product is annotated as COPI coat complex subunit epsilon. Gene Ontology annotation, cellular component: COPI vesicle coat. Gene Ontology annotation, biological process: endoplasmic reticulum to Golgi vesicle-mediated transport; retrograde vesicle-mediated transport, Golgi to endoplasmic reticulum; intra-Golgi vesicle-mediated transport. The transcript is spliced from 4 exons. The annotation marks the transcript as partial. The record is from RefSeq and is a predicted model, not a curated record. Lineage: Eukaryota; Metazoa; Chordata; Aves; Passeriformes; Muscicapidae. Gene Ontology annotation, molecular function: protein binding; structural molecule activity.
UUGCAGGGCGGGGAGAAGCUGCAGGACGCCUUCUACACGUUCCAGGAGCUGGCGGAGCGCUGCUCGCCGGCGCUGCCGCUGCUCAACGGGCAGGCUGCGGCUGCCAUGGGCCAGGGCCGCUGGGACGAGGCCGAGGGGCUGCUGCAGGAGGCCCUGGACAAGGACAGCAGCCACCCUGAGACCCUGCUGAACCUGGUGGUGCUGUCCCAGCACCUGGGCAAGGCCCCCGAGGUCACCAAUCGUUACCUGUCCCAGCUGAAAGAUGCUCAUAAAAACCAUCCCUUCAUCAAGGAGUACCAGGCCAAGGAGAACGACUUUGACCGGCUGGCCCUGCAGUAUGCACCCAGUGCCUGAGCA